AUGUCAGAAUCAAUAUCCGGGAUAAACAAAAACGAAUCCGACACAUUUUUACAUCCGUUGCCUUUUUAUUCGUCCUUGAGGUUCGUUGUUUAUGGAAUACUCAUCCCUAUUGUUGUAGUCGUUGGGAACUUAGGUAACAUCCUGACAGCAAUUGUUCUUUGGAGUAAAGAGAUGGCAUCCACAACAAAUCUGUUCCUUCGUGCUUUGGUUUUGUCCGACAUCGCAAUCAUUACCUUGACUUCGUUUGGGAGAAGUUCAUUCUACAUGGAGGUAUAUACAGUGUGGAUGUACGCUGCCGUAUAUUUUGCUAUUCCGUUGACAAUGUUGAUGACCUUAAAUGUCUUGAUCCUUAUAGAACUCAAAAGAAUGCAGAUUAGACGAAAACGUAUGGGUACAGAACCCAGAGCAAUGAGCGAGAAAGCGAACAUUACCAAGACAAUAGUUCUCAUUGUUGCUGUUUUCACAUUCGUACAAACCCUUGGAUUUAUAAGUCAACUUGAUUAUUGGAUUAACGAUUAUGAUCAAACGCAUCUUCUCGGUACUGUCGUAAAUUUCUUGUAUGUGGUAAACUCCAGCAUAAAUUUCGUCAUUUAUAUUGCAAUGGGAAAGAAAUUUAGACAGAAUUUCUUGGCCUUAUUUUCGAAAUGUAAGAUCUAA
Messenger RNA from Mizuhopecten yessoensis (Yesso scallop), 657 nucleotides. Its product is annotated as FMRFamide receptor-like. Gene Ontology annotation, cellular component: membrane. The coding region runs from base 1 to 657 and encodes 218 amino acids. The transcript has 2 exons. Gene Ontology annotation, biological process: G protein-coupled receptor signaling pathway. The record is from RefSeq and is a predicted model, not a curated record. Lineage: Eukaryota; Metazoa; Mollusca; Bivalvia; Pectinida; Pectinidae. Gene Ontology annotation, molecular function: G protein-coupled peptide receptor activity.